CCUUGUUGGGGCGGCGUGAACGAGUCAGCCUGCCCGCUAGCUUGCCGGCAAGGUCUUGUUCAGGAUUGCAGCUCGUGUCGGAGCCGCGUCGAUGUAGCGUCCGCUUGCUUCCCAAAGGGUCAGAGAUCGGAAGGUCAAGGGAUAGAGGAUCCGGCGCGUGGAGAGUUUUUGGACAGAUUUCUGCUGGAUAUUUCGAAAGGAGAUCUUAAAAACCUCUAUCCCGAGGCUGAUCCUCCGCUAGUAUCGUCGCUGGAAAAAAGAAGCAUUUGUAACAACUGAAGCUUUAACAAUUUGCAGUCCGGUCUCAUGUUCAUAGAAUUGGAAAUAAAUCCAAUUAAUUCAGUGACAUUUAGUCUCAGCUCAUGAGCCUGAAUUUAUGUUAUAGAUCAUGGAGGAUACGGCUUUGUCACUUGGAACAAUAGAUGUUUCCUACUUGUCAUCUUCAGCAGAAUGCACUGUCACAAGAUGUAAACAUUCCAGUGAAGAAUGGGGAGAAUGCAAUUCUAGGCCUACCGUCUUCCGAUCAGCCACUUUAAAAUGGAAAGAGACUCUUCUGGGCAGGAAUAGACCAUUUGUGGGACGCUGUUGUUACGUAUGCACUCCUCAAAGCUGGGACAAGCUUUUUAAUACUAAUAUUCCUUCUUUGGGUCUGCGUAAUGUCAUCUAUAUUAAUGAGACACAUACACGGUACAGAGGUUGGCUUGCUCGGCGAUUUUGUUAUACUCUCUUCGUGCAAGAGCGGGAUGUUCAUAAGAGCAUGUUUGCAAAUAAUGUGAUGGAAAAUGUACUGAAUAAUAGUCGAGUACAGAAUGCUAUUAUACAGGAGUCUUCAGAAUCAUCAGCUGUAAAUGGUCUUAAUCAGCUGGAAUCUAGAAACAUUAACAGAACCAAGAAGAAAGCUAGAAGGAUCCUUCAAGAAAUGGUAGCAAAUAUCUCUCCUUCUCUGAUUAGGUUAACAGGUUGGGUUUUAUUGAAAUUAUUUAACAGCUUUUUUUGGAAUAUCCAGAUUCAUAAAGGCCAACUAGAGAUGGUGAAAGCAGCAACUGAGCUAAAUUUGCCUCUUGUCUUCUUACCGGUUCACAAAUCUCACAUUGACUACCUACUUCUCACAUUCAUUCUUUUCUGCCACAAUAUCAAGGCACCCUACAUUGCAGCAGGAAAUAAUCUGAAUAUUCCUAUUUUCAGCACCUUAAUCCACAAACUUGGAGGGUUUUUUAUUCGAAGAAAAUUAGAUGAGAGCCCUGAUGGCCAAAAAGAUAUUUUGUACAGAACCUUACUGCAUGUGCAUGUUGAAGAGUUGCUUCGACAGCAGCAAUUCUUAGAGAUAUUUCUGGAGGGGACACGGUCCAGGAGUGGGAAAGUAGCCUGUGCAAGGGCAGGUCUUUUAUCAGUAGUAGUGGAUGCUCUAUAUUCAAAUGCUUCUCCUGAUGUACUAAUUAUACCUGUGGGAAUCUCCUACGACAGAAUAAUUGAAGGUCACUAUACGAGUGAACAGCUGGGAAAGCCCAAGAAGAAUGAAAGCCUAUGGAGUGUAGCCCGAGGAGUCUUUCGAAUGUUACGAAAGAAUUAUGGAUGUGUUAGAGUUGAUUUCGCUCAACCAUUUUCUUUAAAAGAAUAUUUAGAUUGCCAAAAUCAGAAACCUUUGCCUGUUCCCCUUUCUUUGGAACAUACUCUAUUACCAGCUGUACUGCCUUCAAGGCCUAACUACAUAGUAGGAGAAAGUACAGAAGCUGCCCUUCCUGAUUCCAGAGAUUUAUCUUAUGAGCCACUGAGAAGACAAUUAAUAGCUAACUUGGCAGAACACAUAAUGUUCACUGCUAACAAAUCAUGUGCUGUGAUGUCAACACACAUUGUUGCCUGUUUGCUGCUCUACCGACACAGACGGGGAAUUGAUCUUUCUAAGCUGGUGGAAGAUUUCUUCUCCAUGAAGGAGGAGGUCUUGGCUCGGGACUAUGACUUGGGAUUUUCAGGGAAUUCUGAAGAUGUUGUCAUGCACGCUAUCCAUUUGUUGGGAAACUGUAUAACUAUCACAAACACCAGUCGGAAUAAUGAGUUCUUCAUCACUCCCAACACGUCUGUUCCUGCUGUCUUUGAACUCAGCUUUUAUAGCAAUGGGAUACUGCAUGUCUUCUUCAAAGAGGCUGUCAUCGCAUGUAGUCUUCAUGCUUUACUGAAUAAAAGGCAUAAAAAUGAUAUCAGUGGGAUUCUGCCCAAUGUGAUUAGUCAAGAACAACUGGUCCGAAAAGCUGCCAGCCUCUGUUAUUUGUUGUGUUACGAAGGAACUGUUUCAUUGCCCUGUCAGCUUUUAUGUCAAGUGUGCCAUGAAGCAAUUGAACAGUUCAUACAAUAUGGACUUCUUUUAGUAGCAGAGCAGGAAGAACAGGAGGAUAUUAGUUCUAGCCUUACAGAGCAAAACUGGGAAAAGAAUAUUCCAGAGCCGUUGUCCUGGAGGAGUGAUGAGGAGGAUGAAGAUAGCGACUUCGGUGAAGAACAACGGGAUUGCUACUUGAAGGUGAGCCAGUCAUUGGAGCACCAACAAUAUAUCUCCUUCCUGCAGAAGCUUCUAGGGCCAUUACUGGAGGCAUAUAGUUCAGCCGCCAUCUUCAUCCAUAAUUUCAGUGGACCUGUCAGGGAGACAGAAUGUCUUCAAAAAUUACACAAAUAUUUAAUAUCAAGAACAGAAAAGAAUGUUGCAGUGUAUGCUGAGAGUGCCACCUAUUGUCUUGCAAAAAAUGCAAUUAAAGUGUUUAAAGACAUGGGGGUAUUUAAGGAGACAAAACAGAAGAGAGAGAGUAUUUUAGAACUAAACAGUACUUUUCUACCUCAUUGUAAUCGGCAAAAACUAUUGGAAUUUAUUCUGAGUUUUAUUGUACUUUAGAAUAUCUCUCAACUUCUCCUAGCAGACUUGGAUGAUGCAAUACAAAGCUUCAGGGUUUGGUUCUGCUUCCAUAGUAUCAGUAGUGCCAUUUUUGGCAAGGCCUUAUCUGACCCAAGCCAUAAGAAGACAAGUGCCUUCUUACAUAUGCACAUAUGGGACUACAAUAUUUAGAAUUCAAACAUAUUGCUACCAUCCAGCAUGUUCAAUCAAUGUUUGCACAAUCCCCUGAGUUUUUCCAUAAAUCUGAUCAAGUAUUACGGUUUUUACCUUGCAAAGUUCUACACGUACUUUAAAACUAACGACUGACAAAUGUACGCAUCUGCCAGAUUUUAACUGCAUAAAAUAAUUUGGAUUACUAUGUGAACUUUGCAAAAGCUCUGUCAGCAUAACUACUUCAUUGUAUUCAAUAUUGUAAAUGAAUGGUUUUUAGGAAAAUUGAAUGGGAGGCUUGGAACGGGCGCAUAAUAUUUUAUUCUACUAAUAGUAUGGUAACAGUAAACAAAAAGAACAAAGUAAUUAUCAGGAUCUCAUUAAAAUUAGUUGAACAGCAAACAACCUGCACAAAGUAUGAUCCAAAUAGCAAAAUACGAGUAUAAAAAUGUAUCAAUCUUUCUCCCAUAUAAGAAUUAAAAAUUCAUAAAUUGAUGCGCUAAAGAAAUAGAUGAAAUAAAUUUGUCCUAAAAGUCCUAAAAGCUUUUCCUGAUGAACAUUUAAUCCAAAAUUUUAGCACUCAUGUUUUCCUUGCAAGCACUUGGAACUCAGAUGUAACUCUGGCUUAAGCUGUCCCAAAAGACAGCUGGACUUCUGAAGAAUUGAAGAAGCUUCUUAUAUGAGAAACAAAAUGUUUUCAAUUUCUGUCCUGGAUCUCCAUAGACAUCUGGCUUAAGCUCUGCAAAUUCAUGAAAUAACCUAACACAUACAUUAUCUCAUUCUAAUCUUGAUUGAUUUUGGAUGGAGGAUGCUUUGCUAUCAUAAAGUUUUACAAGCCAUACUGCUGAAACCCAUGAGUGAUUUGAACUCUGAGGUUAUGAUGAUAACAUAAAUUGCAAGCAAUUUAUUAGGUAAUCUUGGAGAAGGCAAUAACUUCCAAACUGGAUUACAAAAUGAACUCUACAGACUCAUACACAAUAUAUCAGCAAAAGCACUAAGCAAGGCAUUUAUUUUUAAGAGAGAAAACAUGCUGCCUUAUCCCCUGAAGAAACUUUGCCACUGCAGUGUUAAUAGUAUUUCUCUAGUUCAUUUUUUUUUUCAUUUCUUAUCUGGAGUUGAGAAAUAGUUUGAUUAUGAAAAUCCAUUUUUGCUUCUUUUUUUAAAUACAUGCCUGAGUACUAUUAGCAUAGUACUAUCACUCUGAUACAGAGCUUCUGGACAGUUUUAAUUUGGGUCUACUCCACAAUUCUGGGUUUAUUCCACAUUUGUGAAGCUUGGAUUUUCUAUAAAUGUAUCUAUAAAGUAAAACAUUACAAUGUUUUUCAGUAUUAUCCUGCAGUUCUGAAUGACAGGAACAACUAUGCAUGUUUGCCAUCAGGUGCUUUAAAACAUUAAGAUAAAUAUUUGAACCAAAGUUGCAUCUGAUCAAUAACAGAAAUAGUCAGGAAAUCUGACUUAAUUUUUUAUGGCAGGAUAGCAGCUGAAAUGAAGUUCACUUGUUCUAUUAGUCAUAGCUACAUGCGGCAAUUAUUUUCCAUUGCUGCUUGUUUGAACUGUUCAUUAAACCUGAAUGUAUUUUCAAAAGCAAUUUCUAAAGACUGAUGAUGGCUUCCAAUUAAGGUCAGAUAAUAGGUGCUUGUAAAUAAAUAACUUCCUGUAGUUUCACUGUAGUUCAGUAAACAUCCAUUGUAUUAAUAGAAUUAAGAUUGUGUAUUAAUAAAAUAGAGCCAAACAAUAUAUUAUAAAUGACAUUUUGCUCAUUUUAAUUAAAAUGUUAUGUCUAAUUUAAAGAAAUGAGGGACUAGGAAUUAGUUUGGACAAUAGAAAAUAAUUGCUAGUUGUCAUUUCGUGAGGGUAACUUAUUACAUUAUUAAAAUGUUCUUUAGCUGGUAGCAGUGUUCAUUUGAAUUGAAGAGAUAUGCAAUAUAUUGUAACUACUAAUAUGAAAAUAUGGUUUAAGUGUCAUAAGCAGAGAGACUUUGCAUGUGCAGAAAUGUCAGUCUGGGAAUGUUGUUUAGGGGCAGAGGACUGUGGCAUGGAUGUAGCAUGCACCUAGCAAUGCACCUAGCUUGGCUUUUCCAUGAAGGUAAAGUACAAGCUCUUUACUGCAAAGCUGCUAAAUAGAAUGCUGCUUUUUUAGGGUAUUAUUUUCAAAUCUCAUGUUCAUUAAUCUACAUUUUCAAUUCUAAAAUAAAUUAUGACUUCUAGUUCUGGUUCUAGAACAACCAAAAUAGAUACUGAAAUGCAUUACAUUGAUAGCUUAACUGAAAAUAAUAUGGUAAUCUAAAGGACAACAUUCUAUGUAUAUUUGUUUGUUGUGUAGAAUGAAUAAAGUUAUUUUUCAGGUUUCCAAUAAUUUUCUAAGAUUACACAAUGGUUAACAAUACUAAUAUGUUAUAUCCUUAAGCAAACAUAAUUUACCCAAUUGUCUCCCUGCAUAUUUUUUUUAAAAAAAUAACAUUGGCAUAAUAUUUUCAUAAAUGAUUGGGAUAGAAUUGCAAAAAAACUCCAAAACCACCCUGUAGGUGGUCUUUAUUUUUACUUGUGAAACCAGAUAAAGUCUCAAAAAAUUUUUACACUACUUUUUCCCUUUAUAACAUUCCCUUUGUCUCUUAUGUAAGAAGCACAGCUGCACAGUCAUUGUAUUUUAAUAAAUAAUUGAAACUGUU
This is a messenger RNA of Crotalus tigris (Tiger rattlesnake), 5697 nucleotides long. RefSeq names its product glycerol-3-phosphate acyltransferase, mitochondrial (gene GPAM). NCBI's taxonomy places the organism in Eukaryota, Metazoa, Chordata, Lepidosauria, Squamata, Viperidae. Bases 389 to 2878 code for a protein of 829 amino acids. Gene Ontology annotation, biological process: phospholipid biosynthetic process. The record is from RefSeq and is a predicted model, not a curated record. Gene Ontology annotation, molecular function: glycerol-3-phosphate O-acyltransferase activity. Gene Ontology annotation, cellular component: mitochondrial membrane; plasma membrane. The transcript is spliced from 22 exons.